This is a messenger RNA of Paramecium primaurelia, 1404 nucleotides long. NCBI's taxonomy places the organism in Eukaryota, Ciliophora, Oligohymenophorea, Peniculida, Parameciidae. The record is from the annotation of a GenBank genome assembly.
AUGUUCAAUAUAGUUUUAUUAGUGGUUCUAGUGUUAGAGAUUUAAGCUGAUAAAUUAGUAUAAAUUCAAGCAUUAUGGAGACAUGGUGCAAGAACACCAAUCUUUUGUAAUUGGAAUUGUAUGUAUUUCAGAAGUCAUGAAAUGCUUGAAGGUUAUUUAACACCUACAGGAAUGAGGUAACAUUAUGUCUUAGGUUAAUGGAUGAGAGAAAAAUACAUUGUAAAAAACAAAUUAUUAAGUGAUACCUUUAAUGCAUCAGAAAUUACAAUUUAUGCCACAGAUGUUAAUCGUACAAUCAUGAGUGCAAUGAGUAAUUUCUAAGGAAUGUACUCAAAUAAUGGUCCUAAUGUUCCUAAUAAUGUAGAAGAGUCAUUUCUUAAACCCCCUAAUCCAAAUGCUAAACCAGAUGAUGAUAUUGGAUAAUAAGCAAUUAAACAUUAGAUAUAAGUUCUUCCAAUUCAUAUGAGAGCAGCUCUUACUGAUAUUCAAUUAAGAGCUUAUGGAGCACCAUAAUGUGCAUAAGCUGCCAAAUUUUAGAUUGAAAAUUAACAUACAGAACUUGUAAAAAAUGUAAGUGUCAAAGCUCAUGAUACAAUAAUUCAAUUUUGUAAUGAAAUGAAUAUAGAUCCAAAUAAUUUCACCAUCUUCAACAUGUCUGAAUAUAUGGAUACAUUCUAUUCAAGUAUUUAUAAUGAUUAUCCAAUGCCUCCUAAUUUAAAAAAAGAAACCUAUGAUAAAGCAGAUGCAGCAUAUUCAUUGACAAUUGCAUUGAAAUUAUAUUAGACUUGGAAGUAUAUAAAUUUAUAUUCUUAGAUAAAUUACAACUUAAUCAGCUCCAUUUUUCGAUUAAUUAUUCGAUUAUACAGAGAAGGCCUUAAAUAAAAGUGAAAAUAAUAAAUCAUUCAAAUAUGUAGUAUACUCAGCUCAUGAUGUUACAGUAUAAUUAAUUGCCUCUGCAUUAAAUAUUACAUCAGCUGAAUGCAUGGCUCAAGUAUAUCUAGGUUAGGAAGUACAAAAUAAAAAUUGUAUCUAUACAUAUCCGGGAUUUGCUUCAAAUAUUAUUUGGGAAUUAUGGCAAGAAGAUACUACCAACGAACCUUACUUUAAGAUACUCUAUAAUGGUACAGAAAUGAAUUUGUGUAAUAAGAAUUCAACCAAAUGCUUGUAUAAGGAUUUCAAAGAAUUAAUUUUAGCUUAAAAGGGAGAUUUUGAAAAAGAUUGUGAUAUUGAAAUAGAACCAAUUGUAUAAUUAUGAUAUAUCCAUAGAUUGAAUAUAGAGUUCCUGUUUGGAUGACAACACUUACUAUUAUAUUUAUUGUAAUCAUUGUUGGAUUUUGUUUUUAUGGCAUAUACUUGUACAAGUAAAUAAGAUAGGAUAAAACUUUGUUAAGUUAAAACAUGUGA